Messenger RNA from Schistosoma mattheei, 1849 nucleotides. The record is from the annotation of a GenBank genome assembly. Lineage: Eukaryota; Metazoa; Platyhelminthes; Trematoda; Strigeidida; Schistosomatidae.
CCCGCAGCAACUGAAAUGCGGAGUGACGCCCCAUACCAAGCCGUCCAAGGUCGUUGGACAAAACGGCGGGCUGCUCUGAAUGGGCCUGACCUGAGCGCUUGUCUUGACCAUCUGCAGCUUAACAAUUGUCCAAACAUUUCGUUUUAUAUAAUAGAACCCGUCCGUUAUCUAUAAGUAUAUAGGUACCCGUUUCUCAAAUAAUUGUACGUUUUUGCCAUAAUGGUGAAGCAACGUUGCCUUGAUCUACUAUUCAAUAAAAUACCUUCCAAUUUUAUCGCCUACAUUGAUGAAUGCCAUAUGCCUCGCAAUAAUAAUAAUUGGCUGUGGAAAUGUUUAAUAAAUGAGAAUUGUGAAAAAUAUACUUGCAUACUUGUUACUUCUGAAUUAUACAACUACAAAACUGUUGAGAAUUCUCAUCAGUCACUUAAAGUUCUGCAUACUUAUAAUUAUGAAACUUCCGAAAGUCUUGUAAAUAAGCUGUCAAAGUUAUCGUGUUCUGUUAGAAAACGGAACGAUCAACAAACAUUUAUCUUCAUAGAGUCAUUAUCUUGGUUUUUAAUUGAUUGUCCUAUCGAUUAUGAAUUUGAUUACUGGUGUCAGUUUGUUAUUGGUUCUUUGUUUAAUCUUUCUUUAUCACCCUAUGUACAACGAGUAGUUUGUAACUUUAAUCCUGUAAUAGAUAAUUCUAGCAAGGUAUAUUAUGGUGCAUCUUCCACAAUAAUUGAUACACUAGAAGCAUAUGCAACUUCUGUUAUUUACUGCCAGUCGUUGACAGAGAUUUCAAAUAGUUUGACGAAUCAGAUCUGUCAAUCUCUGAAAUUAUUUCAUCGUCGCAGCCUUCAGGGUGAGUGUAACAAAUGCAUAGAGAACUCAGUCUCUUUCAACAAGUCUUCAUUUACUGAAUGUGGUACCAUCGAACUUGAUACAAAAGCUUUAAAAAUUCUCAAGUACUCGAUAAAUAAAAAUGAACCAGAUUCUUUACCAGUGCCUAGUCCUUUACCUAAGAGCACUUUUAAUCUAACAAUGACUGAAAGUGAAAAAAUUGCUCGUAGUUUCGUCGUUUUACCGCAUGAUGCAGUACGGCUGUCCAACACAGUGGAGAAAAGUGAAUCUCCUGGUUGUGUUAUUCAGUAUCAGCCUGAUUGUUUUGAUGAUUUGGAUGACGAGGAUCCAGAUGAUGAUUUACAUAUUUGAACAUAUAGUUUUAACAUCUGAAUUAUUUUGAUAUAAUAUAUGAAAACAAAUAUUUUGAGGCUUCACCUUUUAAACCUUUCCUGUAAACUGUUUUCUCCCUAAGUAUUAAAUUGUAAUUAUUACUUGUAUUUUAUAUAAAAUAAGAUGUGUUAGAUCAUGUGGUUAAGUAUCUGUUCUCACUAAAUUAUAAACACUCAAGAUUAUUUACUUGUGGGGAAUGUUAUGUGACCAGCACAAUCCAUUAAAAAGGAAUUCAUUUUAAAUUUAUAAAAUGUAAUUUUCGAGCCAAUUUCCGUAUUAAGUCAGUGCAACUUUCAUUGUGUUAAAUAAUUAGGUGUGAUUCGCACUAAUUUAACUUUUGAAUUAGUUCGCUAUAAUUUUCGUUCAGCAGGACAUUCAUCUGAACUAAUUUUGUGUAAACUUCAUCCAGUGGGACAAAUGACUUAACUAAUGAUUGCUACGAUAAAAUCUGUAUGUAAAUAAAUGUAUUGAAAUGGGUCUCUACCAAUAAAAUUUCCCGGCAAUCUUUAACUUCUAUUUAUAAUUAGUGGGCCGGGAAAAAGGAUAAUCAGUCUCGUUCAGUAUUAUUAAGUCUGUCACAACGUAGAACCUGAAGGUUAUGUACAAGUUGUCGUACCCCAUCAGCUCAGAGAGG